AACAGUUCGUUUCCCAGCCACACAAAAGUUUUGAAUUUGCUAUAACUUAAAACAGUUGCCUUUAAACCCACUCUCCUUUCCUCUCUCGCUUCCUGGAUCCCCGUCUUAUACCCCGUCUCUAGUCCUUGCGUGCAGUUCAAACAUGACAGCCACCAAAGUUCUUCCAGAAUGCUGGGGUCAUCGAGGAGCUUCAGCAGCUUUUCCAGAGAACACCAUCGCCAGCUUUGAAGCUGCUAUCAAUGAUGGGGCAGACGGCAUCGAGAGCGACGUUCAUGUAUCGUUGGACGGUGUCGUCGUAAUGUUCCACGACCCGAACCUUGAGAGGACUACCGGAUCAGAAGGCUUAAUUAGGGAACGGCAUUGGUACGGCAAAGACGGAAUGGAACACCUCCUGACUAUCAAACAACCUCGACAAAGUAUCCCCACGUUCGCGCAGACUAUCGCUCUUUUGAUGAAACCCGAGAACCAGCAUGUCAAGUUUAACGUUGACGUCAAGGUUCACAAUGAUCCAGACCGCCUCUUCUCACUCAUGCAUGAUAUUAUGUCAACGCAGCCUGAUUGGCAAACGAAGUUGGCUCCCAGGAUUCUGCUGGGCCUUUGGCAUCCGCGUUUCGUGGCUUUUGCGAAAGUGAGAUUACCGUAUUGCAGGCGCUCAUACAUUGGUAAAAGCCUUUUAAUCGCACGGACAUAUUUCUGGGAUGGCGUGGAGGUGUUUUCAAUGUCGUUCGCCUCUUUGACCACAUAUGAUGGCCAGAAGUUCCGAAAUGAGUGCAAAGCUGCGGGCAAGAAGGUUAUGGUGUGGACGGUAAACGAGCCGGAGCACAUGAUGGAGGCUGUACGAUGGGGCAUUGAUGCCAUUAUUACGGACGUGACGAAGAAGUGGCUCGCACUGCGUGCCGCUCUUCAAGCCGAUUACGACUCUAUCUUAUCGCAGUACAGCCGAUGGUUCCUCUGGACGACCUGGAAGUUUUAUCAUCCCCCUAUCUUGACGAAUAGAGUCGCAAGAAUGUACCUCGAAAGUGUUGCAGGUCCCUUUGACGAUUUUGCACCACCCGAGGUGUCUGCACCUGCAGUGGCAUGAAGGAUUCUCGGAUAUUGGUGGCAUUAUCAUUUACCAUUUACGAUGUCCGCGUUUAACGGACCUCAAGAUAUUGGUUACACACAGUUACACACUUACUGAGAUAUUUUGUUCCCCAUGGCAGACGAUAAGUAGCAAUGUCAGAAAUAUAAGGAACGACUGUCUUCAUUCCUACGGGAGACUAGCAAUGGC
Suillus clintonianus is the source of this 1270-nucleotide messenger RNA. RefSeq names its product PLC-like phosphodiesterase. The coding region runs from base 143 to 1081 and encodes 312 amino acids. Gene Ontology annotation, molecular function: phosphoric diester hydrolase activity. The record is from RefSeq and is a predicted model, not a curated record. NCBI's taxonomy places the organism in Eukaryota, Fungi, Basidiomycota, Agaricomycetes, Boletales, Suillaceae. Gene Ontology annotation, biological process: lipid metabolic process. The transcript has 10 exons.